AUGGCAUUUACUACCUCGCCAGAUAAGCCUGUUCCUCACUUCGACCCUGCUGGGGAUAUGGGCGAAUUUACCUACGCUGUCUCGCAAAUGCCUCCGGGCAAGGCAUACAUGGCUGCAGGCACCACUUGCACCUGGCCCCAAUUCCUCGAGACGUGGGCUAAGGUCAAUGGCGUCAAAGCUAGCUACAAGCAAGUCACACCAGAAGAGAUGAUUGAAGCUACACCGGAUCGCGAAGCUGGUACUGAGGUCGCUGCUAUGUUCUCGUAUUCAAGUGAUCCAGGCUACGAUGGCGGUAUGAACUUAUUGUCGGCGGAUGACCUUCGGAAGGCUGGUAUUGACUGUCCGCUUACAACUUGGGAAGACUGGGCGAAGAAGCACGAUUGGUCUUCCGUUCUGAACAAGUAG
This is a messenger RNA of Didymosphaeria variabile, 405 nucleotides long. RefSeq lists its product as uncharacterized. Lineage: Eukaryota; Fungi; Ascomycota; Dothideomycetes; Pleosporales; Didymosphaeriaceae. The record is from RefSeq and is a predicted model, not a curated record. The transcript has 2 exons. The coding region runs from base 1 to 405 and encodes 134 amino acids.